UGAUUCCCAAAAUCCCACAAUAGAUGCGUGAGUCUGCGGAAAGGUUAACCCCAAACUCCAAAACUGGUCUUCCCGAGGGGAUGGUCAUGGAAUGAUAUUGUGUUUUCGAUGGGUGCGAUUUAUUAGAGAGAAUGGAACCGGCACGCCAACACACCUGACACCUAAUUCCGCCAGAACCAGAUGAGCAGGUUGUUGAACCAGGUGAAUCCGUUUAUAUAAUAGGCUGCCAAAUCGAAAUCGAUCAACAGUCCGAAACGGAAAGAUCUAAAGUGAACAAGUCAUCCAAGAUGCGAGCUGCCAUCGUGUUCGUCGUUGUGAUAUUCGCACUCCUCAGUGUCCUGGAGGCCGUGCCCGCUCCCCAGUUCGGAUAUGGUGGCUUCGGCGGAUACCCUGGCUACGGCGGAUUCGGAGGCGGAUACCCCGGCUACGGCGGAUUCGGUGGCGGAUACCCCGGCUACGGUGGCUUUAGACGCGGCGGAUACGGUGGUUUCGGCGGAGCCAGCGCCUCGGCCUCGUCCUCGGCCUCUGCUGGCGGAUUUGGCGGUGGCUUCUACGGAUAAGAAGUCCAGAAGAUGGUUAAGUUUAAGCCUUCUCAAUUUAAAUAAACCAAAUCAAUAUUCCUAUGACUCCCAAAUCUGUGAUGUUGCUUUUAUGGGUA
Messenger RNA from Drosophila santomea, 658 nucleotides. RefSeq names its product neuropeptide-like protein 31. NCBI's taxonomy places the organism in Eukaryota, Metazoa, Arthropoda, Insecta, Diptera, Drosophilidae. Bases 288 to 560 code for a protein of 90 amino acids. The record is from RefSeq and is a predicted model, not a curated record. The transcript has a single exon.